Solanum verrucosum is the source of this 1331-nucleotide messenger RNA. Its product is annotated as cyclin-D3-3-like. Gene Ontology annotation, molecular function: cyclin-dependent protein serine/threonine kinase regulator activity. The transcript is spliced from 4 exons. Gene Ontology annotation, biological process: mitotic cell cycle phase transition; regulation of cyclin-dependent protein serine/threonine kinase activity. The coding region runs from base 146 to 1114 and encodes 322 amino acids. The record is from RefSeq and is a predicted model, not a curated record. Lineage: Eukaryota; Viridiplantae; Streptophyta; Magnoliopsida; Solanales; Solanaceae. Gene Ontology annotation, cellular component: nucleus; cytoplasm; cyclin-dependent protein kinase holoenzyme complex.
UCCUCCCAAACUCUACAAAAAAGCACAGGAAAAAAUGGCUGAAAUGAGCCUAUUCAUCUUCCAUUAGCUUCUUCUUCAACCAAAAAAGGAAAAAAAUGAAGUAAAUGAAAACCCCAAACAUCCCUCUUCUUCACAGAAGAAGAAGAUGGCAUUUUUGUUAGAUUCUUUGUAUUGUAAAGAUGAGACCUUUCAAGUGUUUGAAGUAAAACCCAAAUCAGUUUCUUUGUUAAAUCAAGAUUUGAUAUGGGAAAAAGAGGAAUUAGAGUCUUUGUUGUCUAAAGAAGAAGAAAAUCAAAUGUAUAAUGUUGUGAUAAACAACCCAUUUUUGUCUGUAUUUAGAAAAGAAGCAAUUGAAUGGAUUCUUGAAGGUGUUGAUUAUCAUAAUUUCUCUGCUCAAACUGCAAUUCUUGCUGUAAACUACCUUGAUAGGUUUCUUUUUAGCUUACAGUCACAAAGUGAGAAGCAGCCAUGGAUGAACCAACUUGCUGCUGUGACUUGUCUUUCUUUAGCUGCAAAAAUUGAAGAGACCCAAGUGCCUUUACUUCUAGAUCUUCAAGUGGAGGAAUCAAGAUACUUGUUUGAGCCAAAAACAAUUCAGAGAAUGGAGAUAUUGGUACUUUCUACACUCAAGUGGAAGAUGAAUCCAGUAACCCCAUUUUCAUUUCUUGAUUAUUUCUCAAGAAGGCUAGGAUUAAAUGACCACAUUUGCUUUGAACUUCUGAGGAGAUGUGAGAGGGUGCUUUUGUCCACAAUUACUGAUUGUAGAUUUAUGUGUUAUCUUCCUUCUGCUAUGGCUGCUGCUACAAUGUUACAUGUUAUUGAUAAGCUAGAGCCUUGCAUUGGACAAGAAUAUCAAGAACAACUUUUGGGUAUUCUCGGAGUAGUCAAGGACAAUGUGACAGAUUGUUAUAAGCUAGUCCAGGAGGUGGCUUCCAACAUUGAUUUCAACUCAAACAAACGCAAAUUUGGUGCAUUGCCAGGAAGUCCCAUAGGAGUUAUGGAUGUUUCAUUCAGCUCAGAUAGCUCCAAUGACUCGUGGGCGGUGGCUGCAUCUGUUUCUUCUUCUCCCGAGCCAUCAUCAAAGAAGACCAGAACACACGAGAAGGAAAAAUGAUGUUGCAUCUUGCACGAGAUGAUAAAGAGAGAGCUUUUUUCCCUUACAUGGCGAGACUCGACUCUCGAGUAGACAAUGCAGCUACCAGUACCCUUUAAAAUCAAUCAAUGGAUUCUCAAAAUUUGUCUAUGAAUUAGUUGCUGCCUUUUUAUUAGGAGAAAAUCAUAAUGUUUAUGAACAGAGUUGAAAAUAAUUUCAUGUCAAAUUCUUCUUUGUA